AUGGCCUCCCUGCCCAAGAUUGCGUCACGGAGUUCUCUCCAAGCCCCAUCGGCCACAAAGCCAUGGUCGUACCAUCUCACCCUCGAUACCCUCCUGGGAGUGUCAAAAAGGACCAUUCUCAGUCCAUUCAUCGCUUGGGUCAUCGUCCUUUGCCUCCGUGCUCAGGUCACGCCGACGACAGACUUGGAAUUCAUCAUUUCUGUUGCAUAUGCGACGAUACUCACUCUGCUCCUCAUUGCCCGGAUCAUCAACCACCGCGUCGCGUAUGGUGUCCCGCGUACGGUUGACCCCGCAAACGAGGUUGUCUUGGUGACGGGCGGCGCCAGUGGACUUGGAUUGCUGAUUACGCAAAUCUACGCCAUGAAAGGAACCAGUGUGGCGGUCCUGGACAUCAAGGAGAUGGGGGACAAAGAGCAAGAUGAAGUGUUUGGGGAGAAUGUGCAAUAUAUUCAAUGCGACGUAGCCGAUCACCGUGCUAUAGUAACAGCUAAAGAAAAGAUUAAACAGGAGCUAGGGACACCGACUAUCAUCAUCAACUGCGCUGCAGCCAGAAUCAACGGCAAGCCACUAUUGCAGCUGCCAGCAAAAGAGUUUGAGAAGACCAUUCGCACCAACUUGAUGGCUGCAUUUUCUCUCUAUCAGACUUUUGUCCCUGACAUGAUUACAGAGACGGAGAACGGAGGUACCGUAGUUACUGUCAGUUCAGUACUAGGCCAAUUGUCUCCAGCAGGGCUGUCAGACUACUCAGCGAGCAAAGCAGGACUCAGCGCAUUGCACCGUACGAUGGAAGCAGAACUUCGACAAGAGGGGCACAUCAAGUUGUUGCUUGUUGAAACCGGACAAAUGGCUACACCUCUUUUUGAUUGGAUCCGCACUCCGAGUCACUUCUUCGCUCCUGUGCUGGAGCCGGUCGAGGUCGCUCGCGAAAUUGUAGCCGCCGUGGACAGCGGCCGCGGUGGAGUUUUGAGAUUACCCGCAUUUGCGACACUCGUCAGUUGGUAUGCUGUGCUGCCAGCGGCAGUACAGCUUAUGGCACGGGGUCUGAGUCGCAUCGACAACGCUGUUGCUUCGGGUACCCAACAACGGGAUGAAAGUACACAUGGACAUCUGCAGCAAUCUGACAAGAAGGCAAACUGA
Penicillium oxalicum is the source of this 1137-nucleotide messenger RNA. RefSeq lists its product as uncharacterized. Bases 1 to 1137 code for a protein of 378 amino acids. Gene Ontology annotation, molecular function: oxidoreductase activity, acting on the CH-OH group of donors, NAD or NADP as acceptor. The transcript is spliced from 2 exons. Lineage: Eukaryota; Fungi; Ascomycota; Eurotiomycetes; Eurotiales; Aspergillaceae. The record is from RefSeq and is a predicted model, not a curated record.